Paramecium octaurelia is the source of this 724-nucleotide messenger RNA. Lineage: Eukaryota; Ciliophora; Oligohymenophorea; Peniculida; Parameciidae. The record is from the annotation of a GenBank genome assembly.
AUGAAUUCGACUUUAGAAAAAAUUUCAGCGGAAGACUGGCAUUAUAAAUAGAAGAGCAUUAAUAUAUCGAAAUCAUUUAUGAAUCAGAUUGUUCUGAAUUUCUUUAUUGUGGAAGGGUACAGAGAUGCUGCAAUAGAAUUUUCUAAAGAAGCUGGCAUACCAUGUAAUUCAAUAAUCUUAACUUCUAAAUAGUGUCUAAUCAAGAACUUGAUUAAAUGAUUGAGAGAAUUGAAAUUAAGAAAAAUAUUUUAGAUGGUGACAUUGACUCGGCAUUAGAAAAGGUCAACAAGAAAAAUAAUAAUUUAAUACUUUUUAAAUUGAAAACAUAAAAAUUAAUUGAGCUCAUUAAGAAAGAUUAAAUUGAUCAAGCUGUUAAAUAUGCUUAGACUGAAAUUAUACCACUCCUACCCAACUAAGUAAAUAUUUUAUCUGAUAUAGCCUCACUUAAUUGAGGAAAUAGAAUAAGCCAUUGCUUUGAUAGCAUUUUCAGAUAUUAAAAAGAGUCCAAUGAACCACCUUGUCUAAAAUUCUCAAAGAAUUAAAGUGGCUAGCGAAAUCAACCAACAUUUAUAUCAGGACUCUAUGGGAAAUGAUUAGUCUAAAUUAAGAACAUUAAUGAAAUUGCUGCUAUGGGCUUAAGAAAUAUUAAAGUCUGAGAUCUAAUAUCCCCGACUCUUGGAAAUUUCAAAAGGGCAAUUUUCUAAGGAGGAAUGACUGAAUAAUG